Molecule: messenger RNA, 3024 nt
Organism: Fusarium proliferatum ET1
Lineage: Eukaryota; Fungi; Ascomycota; Sordariomycetes; Hypocreales; Nectriaceae
Product: related to stress protein ORP150
Exons: 1
Coding region: 1-3024 (1007 amino acids)
Biological process (GO): endoplasmic reticulum unfolded protein response; negative regulation of hypoxia-induced intrinsic apoptotic signaling pathway; cellular response to hypoxia
Cellular component (GO): endoplasmic reticulum chaperone complex
Molecular function (GO): ATP-dependent protein folding chaperone; ATP binding
Source: RefSeq, a predicted model, not a curated record
AUGGCAUCUCGAGUCUCGCCGCUCAUGACGCUUUUGGCGACAAUCUUCCUCUUCGCCACAAAUGUUUUUGCAAUCUCAGCUGUUUUGGGUGUCGACCUUGGUACCGAGUACAUCAAGGCCACUCUUGUCAAGCCUGGAAUUCCUUUAGAAAUCGUCCUAACAAAGGACUCCCGACGAAAAGAAACCUCCGCCGUUGUCUUCAAGCCCUCCAGAAAUGGUCCUCAGAAGGGCGACUACCCCGAGAGGGCCUAUGGUGCCGACGCCAUGGCUCUCGCCUCUCGAUUCCCUAGCGACGUCUACCCGAACCUCAAGACCAUCCUCGGCCUGACCACUCAAGAUUCUGUGGUUCAGGAGUACGCUGCCCGACACCCUGCGCUGCAAUUGCAGUCCCAUCCCACACGAGGCACCGCCGCAUUCAAGAGCAAGUCCUUUACUGACGAUGUAGAAGCCUGGAUGGUUGAGGAGCUGCUCGCUAUGGAGCUACAGAGCAUCCAGAAGAACGCUGAGGUGGCCGCUGGUGAUGGAAGCAUCGUCCGCUCCAUUGUCCUGACCGUUCCUCCUUUCUAUACCGCCGAUGAGAAGCGGGCUCUUCAGACUGCUGCUGAGCUUGCUGGUCUCAAGGUCCUGGGACUUCUCAGCGAUGGUCUCGCCGUUGGUCUGAACUACGCUACUACCCGGGAGUUCCCCAACGUCAGCAACGGAUCUAAGCCCGAGUACAACAUCAUUUUCGACAUGGGCGCUGGCUCCACCAAGGCUACCAUCUUGAAGUUCCAAGGCCGAUCUAUCAAGGACAUUGGCAAGUUCAACAAGACUGUUCAGGAGGUUCACGUCCUAGGCGCUGGUUGGGACCGCACUCUUGGCGGUGACUCCCUCAACUACCUCAUUCUGGAUGAUAUGGUCAAGCAGUUCGUCGAGUCCAAGGCCGCUCAGAGGGCUUCUGUCGCUGCUGAGAGUGUCAGGUCCCACGGCCGCGCCAUUGCGAAGCUCACCAACCAAGUCGAGAAGGUUCGCCAUGUCUUGAGUGCCAACCAGAACACCGGGGCCAGCUUCGAGGGCUUGUACGAGGACAUCGACUUCCGAUACAAGAUUACCCGCACUCAGUUCGAGGAGAUGGCUGCUGAGCACGCUGAGAGGAUCACUGUUGUAAUCAACGAUGCCCUGAAGGCGGCUAACCUCGACAUCAUUGACAUCGACUCCAUUAUCCUCCACGGUGGUGCUUCUCGCACUCCUUUCGUCCAAAAGGUCCUUGAGAAGGUUUCUGGCUCUCCUGAGAAGAUUCGAUCCAACGUCAACUCUGAUGAGGCCGCCGUAUUCGGUGCUGGUUUCCGCGCUGCUGAGCUCAGCCCCAGCUUCCGUGUCAAGGAGAUCCGAAUUGCCGAGGGUGGUUUCUACCCCUCUGGUGUGAAGUGGGAGACCAAGGAGGGAAAGACUCAGCACCAGCGACUCUGGUCUGCCGUCUCCCCUCAAGGCGCUGCCCCCAAGGAGCUUACAUUCACCAACGAGAAGGACUUCACUGCUACUUUCUACCAGCAAAUUGGCUCUGAUGAGAAGGAUGUUAAGACUCUGACUACCAAGAACUUGACUGCCACUAUCGCUGCUAUUAAGCAGAAGUAUCCCUCUUGCGUCGAGUCUGAGGUUCGCUUCAAGCUCGGUGUCAAGCUCAGCGGCGAGAACGGUGAGGUUGAGAUUGCCAAGGCUGCUGUUGAGUGCGAGGCCGAGGUUAAGGAAGGCCUCGUAGAUGGUGUCAAGAACUUGUUUGGCUUUGGCAAGAAGGACCAGAAGCCUCUGAAGGAGGGUGAAGGCUCUGAGGAAGAGAUGAAGGAUGACAGGUCUUCCUCUUCCACUGCUUCUCCUGAGUCUGCUACCGCUUCAGCAGCCGACUCUGCCGCUUCUGGAAGUACCGAGGAGGUCAAGCCUGAGGCCAAGAAGCGAGAGAUUGUUGGUAUCCCUGUUGAGAUCACCAUGGAGAACCGUGGUAUUCCUGCCCUUACACCAGCCGAGAUUUCCAAGUCUAAGGACCGUCUCAAGGCCUUUGCUGCCUCUGACAAGGCGCGCCUACAGCGAGAGGAGGCUCUCAACCAGCUUGAGGCAUUCACCUACAAGAUUAGGGAUCUCCUUGAGGGAGAUGCCUUUAUUGCGGCUUCUACUGAGAAGGAGAGGACCAAGUUGGCAGAACUUGCCAGCGAGACAAGUGACUGGCUCUACGCCGAUGGUGCAGAGGCUACCAAGGAUGUUCUCAAGUCUAAGCUCAAAGUUCUCAAGGACCUAGUCACACCCAUCCAGAAGAGAGUUGAAGAGACCGAGAAGCGACCUGAAUACCUCACUGCACUAAAGCAGACUCUGGAGAACACUCAGGGAUUCGUCGACAAGAUCAAGGGACAGAUUGCUGAGCAUGAGAGUUGGCAUAAGUCCGCCUCUGAGUCCGCCUCUGCAUCUUCAUCAAUUGAGUCUUCCAGCACCGAGGCUGCGCAAGAGAAGGCCACAGGUGACUUUGACGGACUGGAAGACGAAGAUCCUGCUGUUGCGGAGGCCCGCAAGAUGGAGCAAGUGAUUAGGGAGAAGGGGCCUAUUCCUCCUCUGUACACUUUGGAGGAUCUCAAGGAAGUGAUUGAUCUUCACAAGGCCACUCUGGACUGGUUGAAUAACCUCGAGGCCAAGCAGUCUAAGCUUGCUGCCACUGCCGAUCCUGUACUCCUCAUCAAGGACCUCAAGGUCAAGCGUGACAAGCUCGAGAAGGCUAGCGUCGAGGCCGCCCUCAAGGGUGCCAGAAAGGUGGAAGAGAAGAACCGACAGGCCAAGAAGGCUGCCAAGGAGGCUAAGAAGAAAAGCAAAAAGAGCAAGACGACAAGCGGAGAGGCGUCACAGGAGACAGUGCAGCUUAACGCCGAGGACUUCAUGAAGGACGGUGAGAUUGAUAAGGAGCAGCUCGAGAAGUUGCUCAACGACAUGAAGAAGGAGAACGAGAAGAAUGAGAAGAACAAGAAGAGCGAGGGAGAGAAGAAGCAGACUCACGACGAACUAUAG